This is a messenger RNA of Morone saxatilis (striped sea-bass), 1884 nucleotides long. RefSeq names its product calcium/calmodulin-dependent 3',5'-cyclic nucleotide phosphodiesterase 1A-like. The record is from RefSeq and is a predicted model, not a curated record. The transcript is spliced from 9 exons. Lineage: Eukaryota; Metazoa; Chordata; Actinopteri; Moronidae. Gene Ontology annotation, biological process: signal transduction. Gene Ontology annotation, molecular function: 3',5'-cyclic-nucleotide phosphodiesterase activity.
AUGUACAGACGGACAUCCAACAUGGCUGGUCUGAGCUACCCUCCCACGGCCUUGACAGCUCUGAAGGAAGUGGAUCAGUGGUCGUUUGAUGUAUUUUCCUUCCAUGAAGCCACAGGAGACCACGCCCUCAAAUUCCUGGUCUACGACCUGCUGACCCGCUAUGACCUCAUCAACAGGUUCAGGAUCCCAGUGCAGGCUCUGGUGCAGUUUGUUGAUGCUCUGGAGAAUGGCUACAGCAAACACAAGAACCCCUACCACAACCUGAUCCACGCCGCUGAUGUCACUCAGACUGCCCACUUCCUGAUGCUGCACACUGGACUGAUGCACUGGCUCAGCGAGCUGGAGAUUCUUGCAAUGGUCUUUGCUGCAGCGAUUCAUGACUUUGAACACACAGGAACCACCAACAACUUCCACAUCCAUACCAGGUAAUGUAGCGUAUCCAGGUUUNNUGACAGGUCAGUGCUGGAGAACCAUCAUGUCAGUGCCGCCUACAGGCUGAUGGCAGAAGAGGACAUGAACAUCCUUGUGAACUUGAAUAAGGACGACUGGAGGGAGCUAAGGGCUCUGGUGAUAGAAAUGGUGAUGUCCACCGACAUGUCCUGUCACUUCCAGCAGAUCAAGACCAUGAGGAAUGCCCUAACACAGACACACAGUAUAGACAAAGUGAAGGUGUUGUCUCUGAUGCUUCAUGCUGCAGACAUCAGUCAUCCAGCCAAAGCCUGGCCACUGCAUUACCGCUGGACUCACAGUCUGAUGGAGGAGUUCUUUAGACAGGUACACACACAGCAACAAUGCUCACACACACAAGGGGGCUGCAGAACCUGCAGUGUGAACGUACCCUUAAACUUUCCUGUGUGUCUACUGUGCACAGAGCUGGCCAAUAAGGAGAAGGAGGAAAAAGAGGAAGUGGAGUCUAAUGUCAACUCAGACAUACAACCGCAUGUCUCACCCAGUCACAGUGUCCCUGAUGGACACACCUCUGACCAGUCACAGAAGUCAGACUGCUCCCCUCCUGAUGAAACACAUGACAACAAUUCUCCUGACCGCAUGCCUACAGAUCACCUGACCUGGAAUGGGGCAGGGACAGGGGAGGAGGAGAAGGAGGAGGACAAUGAUGAAGUGCUAGAAAAUGUCUGAUGAUUCUCCAAGGCGAGCCCGCCACUGUAUCUGACUGUGGCAGAUCACCAUGGCAACAGAUGGUGCGGUGCAGUGACAACAAGAGUUCAGACUCUUCUGUUUAAACACAGCAGCUGACAGUGUGGUUCAGUGGCCCCUAAAUGGCCACCAGACCUUAUGUUUACAACUGACCAUGAAAUUAUCACAUUCAGAGUGACAAGAUUCAUCAAAUAACAGCUUCUUAGCAGCUUCAUGGUCCAUUUACAGUGGUAAAAGUGUUUGUGAUUUAUUAGAAACUCAAAGGAACAGUGUCAGUGAAAAUGGUGGAAAUAUCAGUUUAAAUCAAAAUAAAGACAGACAAGAUAAAACCAAAGAGCGUAUAGUGGCUGAAAAUGUCUUCAUCAUGGCUAAGGCAGGCUUAUUAUUAGGGUUAUCUGAAGGAAUGAGACAUGGAGCUGUUAAGAAACAGUUGUGGAGGCUUUGUGAAUGAAGCUGAGCAGAGUGACAGGUGUGUUGUUACACGUCUUAUAAUAUGUUAGAAAUGUGUAGAGAUAUUUGUGCUCUGUUCUCUGUUCUGCAUGUUGUGCUUCUGGCUACAACCCAAUAUGUGAUGUCAGAGCUGUCAAAUAAUAGUCAAUAGAUCCUUUAGGAUAUGGCAUGGUUUUAAAGCUGCAGUAGGUAACCUUUAAAAUAGUAACUUUUUGUCAUAUUUACCGAAACUUCACUAUAUCCUGACAGUAGUACAUGAGAGAGAUAAUCUGUGAAACA